UCUUUGGAGCCUAGGUCUAUAGUAGGCCCCCAGCCCAAGGCUUAUUGAUACUGAGCCCAUGACCUCAGCCGGUGGCUGUGGUUAAAAGCCCGACACACCACCCUGUAGUCCUCCUCGCAGCUCCCAUCGUCAUCUGCAGAUGGAAAAUAAGUCUGCUCUGCCUGGUCCCUCUCAGGGGACGGUUAGAGAGGCCCACGGCCUGCUCGAGGUUGAUAAGAAGCCCAGCUUCACCCUUAGAAGAUAAAGCUCCUGUUCCUAGGGCCUUCGGUGCUCAAGAGUGUGGAGCGUAAAGGCUGAGGAACCGCGUUUUAGCUGGGGCUCAUGAGAGUGUGUGAGGAGGUCCGAAGUCCAUGGGGCUCCUGGCCUGCAGUGUCUUGAUUAAGAAAAUGGAACCUCUCCCGGGAUGGGAGUCGUCACCCUGGAGCUGGGCAGACAACACCUUCAGGCUGGUGCCGUGUGUCUUCCUUUUGAACUUGCUGCAGUGUAUCUCUGCCCAGCCCUUGUGCAGACAGGAGGAGUUUUCUGUUGGGGAUGAGUGCUGCCCCAUGUGCAAUCCAGGUUACCAUGUGAAGCAGGUCUGCAGUGAGCAUACAGGCACAGUGUGUGCCCCCUGUCCCCCACAGACCUAUACCGCCCAUGCGAAUGGCCUGAGCAAGUGUCUGCCCUGCGGAGUCUGUGAUCCAGACAUGGGCCUGCUGACCUGGCAGGAGUGCUCCAGCUGGAAGGACACUGUGUGCAGAUGCAUCUCAGGUUACUUCUGUGACAACCAGGAUGGGGGCGCCUGUUACACAUGCUUGCCUCACGCUGCCUGCCCUCCAGGACAGAGGGUACAGAAGAGAGGUACUUACAGCCAUGACACUGUAUGUGCUGACUGCCUGUCAGGAACCUUCUCACUUGGCGGGACUCAGGAGGAAUGCCUGCCCUGGACCAAGUGCGGUACCUUUCAACGGGAAGUAAAACAUGGGACCAGCAGCACAGACACCACCUGCUCCUUCCAGGACGUCUACAUCGUUGUGUUCACCCUUUUGGGAUUUCUGAUAGUGGGAGUUGUGAUAGUGGGGCCAGCUGUAUUCUUCUGCAAGCAAAGACGGCGGCAUACCAGCCCAGUGGCUAGUGAGCUGGAGGCUUUCCAGCGGGAGCAACAAGAGGACACCAUCAGGUUUCCAGUCAUCGAGGUUGGUCCUCCUGUGACUGAGGAGGAGGCAGCCUUCAACUGCAUGAAUUCGGGGUGAUGAGACACCUUGGAGACCCUGACGGGAAGCUUCCAUAUGCCAGGGGGGCACGGCAGAUGCCCUGGGCUGCUACAGCAUCACAUGGAAGGGGAGAUGUUG
Rattus rattus (black rat) is the source of this 1331-nucleotide messenger RNA. It is a transcript of the gene Tnfrsf14, whose product is annotated as TNF receptor superfamily member 14. Bases 351 to 1232 code for a protein of 293 amino acids. Gene Ontology annotation, cellular component: external side of plasma membrane. Gene Ontology annotation, biological process: positive regulation of cytokine production involved in immune response; defense response to Gram-positive bacterium; positive regulation of T cell migration. Gene Ontology annotation, molecular function: protein binding. NCBI's taxonomy places the organism in Eukaryota, Metazoa, Chordata, Mammalia, Rodentia, Muridae. The record is from RefSeq and is a predicted model, not a curated record. The transcript is spliced from 9 exons.